AUGUCUUCUUACGCCUCUAUUGUUAAAAUGGGUGAUUACAUCUUGAAUUGCCCAACUUUGUCCAAGAUUGUUGUUCCGAUCGCCCACAAGUUCUCUGAUUUAUCUGGUUAUAGAAAAUUAGGUUUAAGAUACAACGACUUGAUUAGUGAAGAAAAUCCAAUUGUUCAAACCGCUUUGAAAAGAUUACCAACUGAUGAAAGUUAUGCUAGGGUUUACAGAAUUAUUAACGCUCACCAAUUGGAAUUAACUCAUCAUUUGUUACCAAAAGAUCAACAAUUGAAGCCAUCUGAUGAUGUUCCAUACUUGUUACCAUACAUUUUGGAAGCUGAAGCUUCUGUCAAGGAAAAACAAGAAUUAGAUAACCUGGAAGUCAAUUAA
This is a messenger RNA of Saccharomycodes ludwigii, 378 nucleotides long. RefSeq names its product ubiquinol--cytochrome-c reductase subunit 7 (gene QCR7). The transcript has a single exon. Lineage: Eukaryota; Fungi; Ascomycota; Saccharomycetes; Saccharomycodales; Saccharomycodaceae. The coding region runs from base 1 to 378 and encodes 125 amino acids. The record is from RefSeq and is a predicted model, not a curated record. Gene Ontology annotation, biological process: mitochondrial electron transport, ubiquinol to cytochrome c.